Messenger RNA from Gasterosteus aculeatus aculeatus (three-spined stickleback), 7146 nucleotides. The record is from RefSeq and is a predicted model, not a curated record. NCBI's taxonomy places the organism in Eukaryota, Metazoa, Chordata, Actinopteri, Perciformes, Gasterosteidae.
GGAGCAGCUGGAGUCCCACACUUCGCCCUCUCUCUUCUCCUCGAAAAAGCGCACUAAAUGUAAUAACAAGUCUCCACGCGCUUCUGCGGCGCAUAUGUUGGUUUUACGCACAUCCGCGGUCAGCUAUCGGCGGAUUGAAUCGGCAGUCUGGUGCCGUUAGUCCGGCGGUGCUUGUCCACAGACAAACUGUGAGAAGGUGGAGAAAGACGCUCAGGAGGAGGAGAAGAAGAAGAAGAAGAAGAAGAAGAAGAAGAAGAAGAAGAGGAAGAAAACUCUGGCAGCGUCGCUUUGGAGUUGGAGUUGCAGCGUAAAAAAAAGAAAAGAAAAAAAGAAAGAAGUCUCAGCAAACUCCUGAGUCACAUCUGCAACUUGGGCAGAGAAGAAGCCGAAGAAACAAGAUAAAAAACGCUUCCCCCUCCUCUGCGGUGAAGAAAACGAAAAAGACAAGAGUUAGAGGGGGAAUCACCCAGAAAGAAUUAUCCCGUCUCCAUGAGUUGCUGAGGAAUGAGCGAUCGCCAUGGAGACCCACUCCCAGGCCAGUUCAGCAGCUGAGAAGAAGAAGAGGGUGGAGACCAUUGUGGCGACCAAGGGCUCAUUAGCGCGCAAUGACAUCAGCGAGAAGGCGGUGGCCUCCAGCACCACCUCAAACGAGGAAGAAAGUUCGGGCGCGCCGUACCACCGAGAGAGGCGCAACGCCAUCAGCUCCCAGGCGCCCCGCGGCCCGGACAGGACGGUGAGCGAGGAGCCCUCCACCUCCACGGAAGAACGGCCCUCCCUGCUGAAGAAGGAGCUGCACGGCUCCCUGUCCCACCUGGCCGAGCAUGCCCUGCCGUACCGAGGCACUCUGUUCACCAUGGACCCCCGCAACGGCUACCUGGACGCACACUACCCCACGCCGCAGUUCUUCCCCGCCUUCCAUCCUCCUGUGCCAAUCGACGACCGGCACACCCAGGGACGUUACAUCUACGAGCCCUCCCCCGUGCCCCCUCUCCACGUGCCUCCCGGCCUGGCGGGCAGUCCGGCUUUCUCAGACAUCUCCCUCAUCCGGAUCUCGCCCCAGAGGAACCCCUCCGUGGGGGCGGAGUCGCCCUUUCACCCUCCGCACCCUUACAUCAACCCGUACAUGGACUACAUCCGCUCGCUUCACAGCAGCCCCUCCAUCUCCGUUCUGUCGGCCACGCGGGGCCUCAGCCCUGCAGAUGCCCCUCACACGGGUCUGACCACGGCCGAGUACUACCACCAGAUGGCCCUGCUGGCGGGCCACCGGAGCCCGUACGCCACCGACCUGCUCCCGUCCGUGGCGUCCACGGCCGGCGCCACCAGCGCCACGGCCCUGCACAUGGAAUACCUGCAGGCGAUGGAAAACUCCCGUUUCUCCAGCCCGAGGCUGCCGUCCAGGCCCAGCAGGAAGCGCCCGCUGCCCAUCUCGCCGCUCUCCGACCACAGCUUCGACCUGCAGACCCGGAUCCGGCACUCGCCCAACUCGCUGGUCACCAUGCUCAACAACUCGCGCUCCAGCUCCUCCACCAGCGGAUCCUACGGGCACCUCUCCGCCGGAGCCAUCAGCCCGGCGUUGAGCUUUGCGUACCCUUCGACCCCGGUGGCUCUGCACAUGCACCAGCAGCUGCUGGGCCGUCAGCCGGGCAUGGUGGGCUCCGCCUUUGGCCACAGCCCUCCGCUCAUCCACCCGUCGCCGGCCUACGCCACCCAGAGGCCCGUGCCCGGCAUCCCCCCCUCCGGGCUCAGCGCCAGCGAGCGCUCGGCCCUCUCCAGCGACUCGGCGCAGACCAAACCAACAAGUGAAUCUGCAGUGAGCAGCACGGGAGACCCGAUGCACCACAAGCGCUCCAAAAUGAAACCAGAGGAAGAGUUGCCGAGUCCGGGCGCAGUGAGCGUGCAGGAUCACCCGGACGGGAUGACCCUGGUGAAGGAGGAAGGGGACAAGGACGAGAGCAAGCAGGAGCCUGAGGUGGUUUACGAGACAAACUGCCACUGGGAGAACUGUUGCCGCGAGUUCGACACGCAGGAGCAGCUAGUACAACACAUCAACAAUGACCACAUCCACGGGGAGAAGAAGGAGUUUGUGUGUCGAUGGGAGGAAUGCUCUCGAGAGCAGAAGCCCUUCAAGGCGCAAUACAUGCUGGUGGUCCACAUGCGCCGACACACCGGGGAAAAGCCCCACAAGUGCACAUUCGAGGGCUGCGCCAAGGCCUACUCCCGACUGGAAAACCUCAAGACUCACCUGCGCUCGCACACCGGAGAGAAACCGUACGUGUGUGAGCACGAAGGCUGCAACAAGGCCUUUUCCAACGCGUCGGACCGGGCCAAGCAUCAGAACCGAACACACUCGAACGAGAAACCGUACGUGUGUAAAAUCCAGGGCUGCACCAAGCGCUACACGGACCCCAGCUCCCUGCGCAAGCACGUGAAGACGGUGCACGGGCCGGAGGCGCACGUCACCAAGAAGCAGCGCGGAGAUUACCCGCGCCCGCCGCCCCCGCGGGAGCACGGCGGGGGCGGCGGCGGCGGCCAGGGCCGGUCGCCGGGGCAACUGCCCCUGGGUGGGUACACGGACCAAAGGGAGUACAACCAUGCUACCUCAAAACAGGAUGAAUGUCUACAGGUCAAGUCCAUCAAGACAGAGAAGCCCAUGACGUCUCAGCCAAGCCCUGGCGGUCAGUCUACAUGCAGCAGUGACCAGUCCCCCGUCAGCCACUAUCCCUGCAGUGGAGUCCAGCUUGCUGUGAGCGCCGGACGCUCGCUAGGGGAGGGGCUGGAGGAGGACGAGGAGAAAGAGGAAAACGAAGAGGAGGAGGACUGCGUGGGCGAGCGGGCCCCCAUCAUGGACUCCACAGUCUCCACGGCGACCGCGGCCAUGCUGACCCUGCAGGCGAGGCGGAGCGUUGGCCGCCCGCUGCGCUGGAUGGAGCACAUGAAGAUGGAGAGGCUGAAGCAGGUGAACGGAGCGCUGCCCAGACUGGGGCCCCUGUCCCCUACACCCCCCCCGAAAGGUUCCACACUACCCAACAUCCUGGGGAAGGGUAAGACUCAUUUUAAGUUCCACCAUUACAUAAUAAUACAUGAUGUAAAUAAAUGUAAAGUGGGGAUGAGAACAUUUAGCCUGAAUGCUCUUAACGGGUUAAACCCUUUAAAGUGUGCAACCUUCACAAUUUUGACGGCCACGGACAGCAUGCUGCGGGCCUCGAGCCCGAUGCCCUCCGACGGGGUCGAGGCCCUCUCGGGACAGGUCUCGGAUUGCUCCUCCGGCAUCUCCCCGUGCUUCUCCAGUCGGCGCUCCAGCCAGGCUUCCCAGAGCGAGGGCACGGCGGCGGCCGCCCACCACCACCGCCGCCUCCACAACCUCAGCUCCUCCGACUCUUACGACCCCAUCUCCACGGAUGCCUCGCGCCGGUCCAGCGAGGCGAGCCAUUACGGGGGCACGGGGGGAGGGGGCGGGGGGGGGCUCUCGGGCGGCAGCUGCGGAGGCGCGGGCGGGGUGGGUGCGGCGGGCUCACGGGGGAUGCUCACGUUAACGCCAGCGCAGCACUACCACCUGAAGGCCAAGUACGCGGCGGCGACCGGCGGCCCGCCUCCCACGCCCCUCCCCAACAUGGAGCGCAUGAGCUUGAAGACUCGCAUGGCCAUGAUGGACGAGGGUGGCAGCAACCAGUCCUUGCCGCCUCUAGUCCGGCCGCAUUGCUGCGGCGACGGCGCCAACGGGUACGCCAACGGGUACGCGGGUCACGCGGGUCACAGGAGGAGGGUCCUCUACCCGGGCGAGGGGCCGCUGAAUGGGAACCGGAGGGCCAGCGACCCGGUGCGGACGCAGGCCGGUGACAUGGGCAGUCUGCCCCCGGUGCAACGCUUCAACAGCCUUAACAACCUCCACCCUCUGCCGCCUCUGUCUCAUCACUCUACGCCCGAAGCUCGCAGCUUCAGCUUGCAGAGCUACACGCGCUCGGAGGGCAACCUGCAGAGAGGCCUGCAGCACUCGCCGUACACCCCGAGCAUCGCGGAACACGCAGCCCUGGAGGCGCUGGCCAUGGAGGACGAGGCCGGCCUGUUGCUGGGGGAUGAGGACAUGCUCCCGGACGACCUGGUGCAGUAUCUCCACUCCCAGGCGCAGGUGGACGGCGGCUCCUACAUGCACAUCGAGGAGCAGAUAGCUUCUAGCCAAAGGGACGCCUCCCAUCCACCGAUGGAGGAGAUGGGACAGAUCCAGGCGGCAGGGUUGGACAUGGGCCACGCGGGGUCCCACGGUCUCCUCCAGCAGCAGCAGCAGACGGCAGAGAGGACGAGCCCGAGCAAGCUUCCCAUCCAGUGGAAUGAAGUGAGCUCCGGGAGCGCCGACAGGUCCCCUCAGAGGGAGCAAAUCCACCGGGCGCAGUGCGGGCGGUGGCCGGCCGCUGAACAUGGACCCGUACCUUUUGGUAGGUUCGGAAACAUGGUGGUGCAGCAGCAAGUGCCCCUCGAUUUCCAGAACAGUUGUGUCCAGGCCAACCAGUCCCAGGGUGCUUGUUUCGUUAACCCCGCGGUGAAGCUGGAGACGCCGCCUAACUCCUGCAUGGAGAUGAGAGGCUUCGGAAGGCCCAACUUCGCACAGAUCAUCGACGGGCCUCUCCAGCAGGGCUUCAAACAUCCGCCCCCCGGCGGACCCCCAAAACAGAGCCACUUCCAGCAGAACCACAGCCAGAUGGGGAGCAACCUGAUCCUGAGCAGGUCCUCCGUGGACAUCCUCCCGAGCGUCUCCCAGGGAGCCGCUGCUCACCACAACCGGCAGAUCCACGUCCCUCGGCCGCCCGACGGUUACAGGAACUCGGCGAGGAUCCAGCAGUAUCUCAACGCAGAGACCUCCGGUGAAAGCCAGGCUGGUCUAAACAAGCAGCAGCAACUGCAGAGGAGUGGGGACCACUGCUCGCUUGCACAUCAGGUGUCUGGGCUGAAACUGGAGGCCUCCGACCACGGGUACUUGGAGCAGGGCUUUGGCGACUGCCUCUCUUACGCACCGCUGGACUGCAAGGCCUCCCCGUUCCCCGUCCUGGAGGACCAGUGCUUGCUCAACUCCAUGGUGGAGUCCGCGGGGCAAGUUGUCGGCGGCGGCGGCGGAGGAGGGAACUCGGCCGCCCUCCUGUCCCCCGGCACGGACCAGGUGACCAGCACAAUGGAGGGCGCCGUGCCCGGGAUAUUAGACGACGGGGUGGGCCUGGACUUUGGCGCCAUGCUGGAGGACGGCUAUGACCAGGGUAGCCUGGUCUCGGGUGUGUUGAGUCCCUCCAUCUUCCAGGGCCUGUCCAGGACGUCGUCGCGCCUGACCACCCCUCGGGCGUCGGCGGCCUUCCACAGCGUGGCCCCCGGCUUGAACAACAUGGCCAUCGGGGACAUGAGCUCCCUCCUCACCACGCUGGCCGAGGAGAGCAAGUUCCUUGCGAUCCUUCAGUAGCUGCUCUCUCUCUCUCUCUCUCUCUCUCUGCUUUCUCCUCGCUUAGGAAAAAAUGGAAAAAAAAAGGACGAGAAAACUCUGGUGUAUGUGAAGAUUAAGACCAAAGUGGCAAUUCAGAGAACUUUAUCGUGUACUUAUAUUGUUGUGGAAAAGGCCGUUGCCAAACCCGUUUAUUUUGUAAAAAUGUCAUCCCACACAGAAAUGGGAUGUGUCCAAAUGAUGUAUAGAUAAAUAGUUAUAUUCCUUUUGUGGAAUGUGGGCUAUUUUUGGAAGCUCUUUUGUGUGAAGGUGAGGAAAGGUUCACUUCUUUAAAACAGUAUUCUGUGUAUUGUCACUGUGUUUUGCUGUACACACUGUCGGUAAAAAUGCAUGUAAUAAUAAUAAUAAUAGGGUGAUAACACAGAGCAGCCCGCGUGCCAAGUAUCUCCCCCCUCUGACUCCACAGGUACAUUUCCAACAUUGAUUUAACAGGCCCCCGAUGAUAACUUUAAGGUUCAUAACAAGUGGUGUAUUUACAUUUGUUGUCAUUCGGUUUGUGCGUUAUUUCCGUGAACCUGUAAAUGUUUCAGUGCUUCUACCAAGUUUUACCAAGUGGUGUUUUUGUCAAGAGUAACUGCAAGUACGGUAUCGAACACAUCCGCGUCUUCAAGACACCACUGACAGUCGUCUCCUUGAUGUCUUGAUUUAGUUUUUUUUUCCGGAAAGGUACUCACAUGUGUAUAUAACAGUGUUUUUAUAUUCCGUUUGUGGUAAUCGGAUUGUUGACGUUGGAUUGCACGGUUACUCGGAGCCGACAUGAAAGUGGACGUUUCUCUCCUCGAUGAUCAAAGGUCCCAUUUGGUGCUUAAUGUGUGCGCACACACAGAUGUAGGUAUGAGUUCUUCACUAUGAUGAUCAUUAUGGUAAAUGCUGUAAAGUGACAUGUUUCGUUUCAUAGGAAAUCGUCGGUAUUGUUUUCUCCAAAGCUCUUAAAUUCAGAAUGUGUACGGCCGUCACGUGUUGCAGUGACUUUGUCAACAGUGUUCGUAUCGCCUCGCGGUCUGAUGCGACUGAGCACAGAUCUUUGAGGAGUUUACCUUUCGCUCAGCGUCAAAGCAAUGAGGUACAAAUUGUUUUAUUGUCCUUUGGUCAUUUUUGUAGCUGUGCAUUAUUGGUGUGUUUUUUUUUUUCUUUCUUUUUUUCUUCAAAGUAGAAAUCCUUUCCUUUGAAAGAGGGAAAUCACAUUGGGGUAUGUGCCUUAUACGUAUCUGCCUGUCGGUUAAGAGAAAGAUCACUGCCAAUCUUCCGUUGUGAAUUAUGAAAAAAGAACAUGUAAAGUGUCUUGUGAGGCCUGAACAAAAAAAAAAAGACUAAAUGACAGAACAUUUAUACGAGAAAAGUCUUGACUAUCAGAAAAGUGCAGAUUUGCGAAAUGCAUUCUGCUUUUCUUAGAUUUUGUUUUUAUGUUUUCACAGUCUUUGUGCUCUUUUAUAUAUAAUGUGUAAAUACAGUACUCUUUCUGUAGGUUUAGCAGAGGAAACGGGGAGUAUCCUGGGGCAAAUAAAGAAAUGACUUUGAGAGCACGGAUUCCCAGGCAGAGGCCAGACACAUCUGGCCCAGAGCGGAGCAUCCAGUGCCCAGCACUGCCCCUCCGCUCUUUUAUAACUGACUACAAAUGUUUGUAUGGUUUUAAUAAAAACGAGAAACAAAAUAAAAACAAAAAUACA